Molecule: messenger RNA, 1775 nt
Organism: Lathyrus oleraceus (garden pea)
Lineage: Eukaryota; Viridiplantae; Streptophyta; Magnoliopsida; Fabales; Fabaceae
Product: isoleucine N-monooxygenase 1
Exons: 2
Coding region: 17-1603 (528 amino acids)
Molecular function (GO): oxidoreductase activity, acting on paired donors, with incorporation or reduction of molecular oxygen; iron ion binding; heme binding
Source: RefSeq, a predicted model, not a curated record
AAUCUUUUUUCAAAGUAUGAUUUACACCAAUAGCUUCCUCGUGUUACUCCCUCAGUCCUUAUGGUCUCUUUUCAUUAUUAUGUUUGUUGGCUAUAUGGUAAUCAAAACCAUAAGAUACCAUAGCUCUAACAAACCUAAACUUCCUCCAGGUCCAAAACCAUUACCUAUAGUUGGUAAUCUUUUUGAAAUACUUGCAAAUAGACCUACUCAUGCAUGGAUAUAUAGAACGCUGAAAGAAAUGAAUACCGAAAUAAUAUGUUUUCGGCUCAUAAAUAUUCAUAUUAUUGUUGUUAAUUGUCCCACCAUUGCCCUUGAAUUCUUCAAAAAACAUGAAUCUAAUUUUGCAUCAAGACCAGACACCAUGGCCGGUAAUAUCAUCUCCAACGGAUACUUGACUACAUUGUUUGGACCGUAUGCCGAACAAUGGAAAAAGAUGAAGAAAAUUACUGUUAAAGAUUUGCUCAGUCCAUCCCGGCAUCAAUGGCUUCUAGAAAAAAGAAAUGAAGAAUCUGAUAAUCUAAUAUUUUAUGUGUACAACAAAUGCAAAAAUGGUGGCAUGGUAAAUACUAGAAUCGCUAUGCUACAUUACUGUAGUAAUGUGUUCAAAAAAAUGUUUUUCAAUACCAGAUACAUUGGAAAGGGUCCGAAGGAUGGAGGGCCUGGUCCUGAGGAUGUUGAACACGUUGACGCUACUUUAGAUUUGCUUCGUUAUGUAUUUUCUUUUUCUCUCUCAGAUUUUAUCCCAUGCUUGAGUCUACUAGACCUAGAUGGUCAUAAAGACAAGGUCAAUAAUGCAUUAAGGAUAGUGAACCAGUGUCAUGAUCCUAUUAUUGAAGAAAGAAUCAAACAUUGGAAUGAUGGAUCAAAGAAAGUUGAAGAGGAUUUGCUAGAUGUUUUGAUCAACCUGAAAGACGAAAAUAAUAAUCCGUUGUUGACAAUGAACGAAAUCAAGGCUCAAGUUAUUGAAUUGAUGAUGGCAACGUUAGAUAAUCCAUCGAAUGCAGUUGAAUGGAUAUUGGCCGAAAUGUUGAAUCAACCUGAACUACUUCAAAGAGCCACGGAAGAGUUGGACACUGUAGUCGGAAAAGAUAGGUUGGUAGAAGAAUCAGACAUUCCUAAACUCAAGUUCUUGAUGGCUUGUGCAAGAGAAUCUUUUCGUCUCCAUCCCGUAACAGAUUUAACUCCUCCGCGUUAUGCCAUGAAUGAUGCGGUUGUUGGAAAUUACUUAAUCCCAAAGGGUAGCUAUGUAUUGCUUGGAAGAACUGGUCUUGGCAGAAACCCAAAAACAUGGAGUGAACCAAACAAAUUUAUACCAGAACGCCAUCUCAAGAAUGAUGGGUCUGAUAUAACUUUGAGAGAACCAGACUUAAGGUUCAUAACCUUUACUGCAGGAAGACGUAGUUGUCCUGGUACCCUACUCGGAACCACGGUGACUAUUAUGUUAUUGGCUAGGUUGCUCCAGGGAUUCACCUGGAGUAUACCUUCCAAUAUACCUAGAAUCAAUUUGGCUGAGGCUGAGGGUAUGUUGUUCCCUGCUGAUCCCCUUAUGGCUAUAGCAAAGCCAAGAUUGGCAGACGAAUUCUACAACUUUGGAGGCAAGUAGAAAUAAGAAGAUAAGACACUAUUCUUAUACCAAAUCCAACCAUUUUACUUCCUUUAAAAAUUAUGUAGUGUUAAGGGUGAAUAUAAAAAUAAGGUUAAGGAUUAGUUUUAAAAUAAUGUUGUUUUGUGUCUAUGAAAGCUUUCAAAUAAAUAAAUAAAUAUGGAUUAUUUUG